AGUAACAAUAGCAAAUUACAAAAAUUGCUAUUCAUUAGUUGUGUUCAGAAUUGACUGCUAAACAGUGAGCAAUUAAGAUAUCGCAGAAAAUCUAAUAUCAUGUACUGAUUUAGCAGUCAUUCAGAUUGUUGGUAAGUCUACGAAUUCUUUGAAAUGUACAAAAUAUUUCCAAAUAAAUUAAGCGAAAGAUGGAAACAUCUUUUUGUUGGUCUUUGCUGGGUGAUUUCAGUGAAAAGUCAAACCGUUGCUCGGCAAAAGUGUGAAGAAUACAGCCGUGCUGUAUAUGAAGAAGACGGAGAUAAAAUAUUUUCCUUAAGAAGUCUGAUAAAAAACCAUCCAAUAUCAACGUGCGCUUUGUAUGAAAAUCCUUUAAUUGUCGGAGGCACUCCAGCUAGAAGUAGAGAGUUUCCCCAUAUGGCAGUAAUUGGGUUUGCCCCCACUGAAGAUUCAGAAAUGGAUUGGUUAUGUGGAGGAUCCUUAAUAAGCGAUCAACACGUAUUAACUGCAGCGCAUUGCAGCAUAUCUCACAGUGGUCCUCCUCAAAAAGUUCGACUGGGGAGUGUAAGCCUUCAUAAUAAUGAUGAUUUUGUCCAAGAUUUUAUAAUAGACUACUUCGUUAACCAUCCAGAAUAUAAACGCCCUAUGAAGUACCAUGAUAUUGCCAUAAUGUUUCUGAAGAAGUUUGUAACUUUCACCGCAUUUGUAAGACCUGCUUGUUUAAAUACCGUGGAAAAGCUUCCGUUUACUGAAGCACGAGCCACCGGAUUUGGCUUAACCACUCAUGGUAUGAGUGGAAUUUUUUGUGUAUUUCCUGAAGUUAUUGUGUUGGAUGAUCCGUAUUGUAUGUACAGCAUUAUAGGGGUAACUUCCUUUGGACGGUUUUGUGGCAUGUCUUAUUCUCCAGGAAUCUACACGAAAGUCGAUCGUUAUGUUGAAUGGAUCGAGUCGACGAUUUGGACCACAAAUCAUACAAAAAAUGAGUUAGAAAACGUCUAA
Molecule: messenger RNA, 996 nt
Organism: Dendroctonus ponderosae (mountain pine beetle)
Lineage: Eukaryota; Metazoa; Arthropoda; Insecta; Coleoptera; Curculionidae
Product: serine protease snake
Exons: 5
Coding region: 154-996 (280 amino acids)
Biological process (GO): proteolysis
Molecular function (GO): serine-type endopeptidase activity
Source: RefSeq, a predicted model, not a curated record